AUGCCGCGCACUCCCAAGUGGAUCCCGUGUGCCUGUGGGUACCACUGGGCCUGGAAACGCCAGGACGGUCGCACCAAAGGCAAGGGUAAAGGAGAAGGCAAGGGUUCCAAGAACCCUCCAGGUGGCAAAGUCGGUGCGGUACUUGCGGGUCUUUGGAAAGACCUCCCUGAGGCUGCCCAGAAAGCCUUCCAGGAGGUCGGGUACAGCCCACCUCGGCCGAAAGGGCCACCGCCUCCCCCGCCAGGACUGGACCUCCAGUCCCUCCUUAAGGGUAGGAUGACCGAGAAGGAGUACAACGCUGCCAGGGCCGUGGUCUACGCGGGGGCAGGGCUCCACGUCCAGACCCUUUUGGAGGCCGCGGGAAUCCCCCCUCCACCAGAUGAGGACCUCGACCAGCCAGAACCCACGCCCCAGGAGAAGCUGACCAGGUGUGUCAGCGACUUCAAGAAGGCCACCAACCAGAUGAAGAAUCUGGUAGAGAAAAAGGCCAAGCUCCAGGCACGAGCGGACAAGCUCAAGCAGGAGCUGGAAAAGCUUAUUGGGGACGUGGACCAGGUUGACAAGGACAUCAAGGCCAAGGAUGUUGAGAUCCAGGAGACGGCCAAGGCUUUCAAAGAGAUGACGGCGGACUCCACCAGCACCGCUUUCAGCGCCCUAGAGGCGGUUCUCUCGGAGGCCGGCCACGAGCUCAACGAGGCCACCCGGGCCAAGAUGAAGGCAGCCCUGGUCGGGAAGGAGGACCUCCCCCCGGAUCCCUUCAUUGUGAAUUUCAGAGGGCAUGAUGAGUACUUCCCUCGGGAGAUGCCCCCCAUGUACGGCCCUGCCCGCACCGACCCGCAUGGGAAGCGUCCCACACCUUUGGAAGGGCAGAUUUUGCAAGGGCAGCCGCCCAACCAGGGUGUCCUCACGCCAACGUGUUCGGACAACCAGAGAGCCUCCCGCCCCAAGUGGUACCUUGGAGGUGCUGCCAAGGGGCUCACAGCGCGGCUCACGGCCUACGUCGGCGGCGUAAAGCGCAGCAUGACUUCCUCUGGGAGUCCACUCGAAAACAUCGCGCUGCCCACCGGGAAGCGACGGCCUGGCUCCCGGGGGAAUGUGGGCAAGCCCCUCCCAAGCCUCAAGCCUGAGGCAAAUACAGUUCAGGCCCUUGCUGCAGGGCUUGCGGAUGAGCUCAGGGUGAACCAAGACUGGAGCAAAUCGGAACCCCAGGCGCUGGCCCUUGCUGAGGCCUUGGAAGGCACUGACGAGGCCAGCUUGGGCUACCGGGUCUCCUACGAGAUCCUCGAGGCCAUGCAAGGCCACUCAUGGUUGGACCCCAUCACCGCCGCGGCUUUCCUGGACGACCUUGCGACCCAGGAGCACCAGCGGUGCCAGGAGUCCGUUGUGUUUGUUAGUGCCAACAUCACAGCGUGGACUCCGGAUAUCCUCAAAUGGCACCAGCCGCAAAAAGGGCCCCUUCUCAUCCAGGAGCUGCACUUGGGAGAUGAAGGCUUUAGCCAGAGGGUACCAUACUUUCCUCCCCCCGGUUGA
Symbiodinium sp. CCMP2592 is the source of this 1530-nucleotide messenger RNA. The record is from the annotation of a GenBank genome assembly. NCBI's taxonomy places the organism in Eukaryota, Dinophyceae, Suessiales, Symbiodiniaceae.